AUGAGUGCACAAACCAUAAGACGAUCAGUAGAAAAAUUCUUUGAAGGUGUAAUUAACAACUUCGGAGAUGAAUACCUCAGAAAGCCAAAUGAAGAAGACCUAUCAUAUUUGCUGCAUGUCGGUGAACAACGAGGUUUUCUAGGUAUGUUGGGCAGUAUUGAUUGCAUGCAUUGGGAAUGGAAAAAUUGCCCUACUGCAUGGGCAGGGCAAUAUGCAGGAAGAAAUGGUAAGGCGACAAUCAUUUUGGAAGCAGUUGCAUCUCAAGAUUUAUGGAUCUGGCAUGCAUUUUUUGGAACUCCGGGUUCCAGAAAUGAUAUCAACGUGCUUGAACAAUCUCCUGUGUUCAAGGACAUCUUGGAAGGCCGAGCACCGAAAGUUAGUUAUGUUGUAAAUGGUCACGAGAAGAAUAUGGGAUAUUAUCUUACUGAUGGCAUAUAUCCCCAAUGGGCAGUAUUUGUCAAAUCUAUUAAUGGUCCACAGAUUAGGAAGCACCAACUGUUUGCCCAACAUCAAGAGGCUACUCGAAAAGAUGUUGAAAGGGCAUUUGGUGUUUUACAGGCUCGUUUUCAUUUUAUCAAAAGACCAUGUCUUAUGUGGGAUUGUGAUAUGAUGGAAAAAGUGAUGUUAGCUUGCAUCAUUAUGCACAAUAUGAUAGUGGAAGAUGAGAGGCACACUUACCUAAAUUAUUGUGAUCCUGCAGAAUUUAUGGAAGCUAGAAGAUUUAGUAAUCAGAGUGGAGAUGUGGAAGAAAAUGAAGAUCCAAAUUUUGAGUUCUCUACAGAACGGAUUGCAAGUCUUUCUAGCUAUAUGAGAAAUAGAUCACAAGUUCGUAACAGAGAAGCUCACAGUGCUUUAAAAAAUGACUUGAUCGAGCAUAUUUGGCAGAAGUUUGGCCGUGAAAAUUGA
Molecule: messenger RNA, 906 nt
Organism: Salvia miltiorrhiza (redroot sage)
Lineage: Eukaryota; Viridiplantae; Streptophyta; Magnoliopsida; Lamiales; Lamiaceae
Exons: 1
Coding region: 1-906 (301 amino acids)
Source: RefSeq, a predicted model, not a curated record